ACCUGUUCCCAAGAACUACCAACACAUUCUGGCUUUGGCAUUUGCCAUCCAGGAGGUCAACAAAGACCCACAGCUUCUCCCCAACAUCACCCUGGGCUUCCGCAUCUAUGAAGACAACCACUAUGCAAGCAUGACUCCAGAUGUCAGCCUGUCUCUGCUCUCCAGCCGAAGAAAAUUGUUUCCUAACUAUAAGUGUGACACACAGGACAACCUUCUGUCUGUCCUUGGGGGUCUCAACUCCAGAAACUCAUAUCAGAUGGCAACCAUAUUUGGCAAUUUCAAGGUUUCUCAGCUAGGUUAUCGCUUCUCUGACCCUGUUUUGGGGGAUAAGAGCCUGUUCCCCAUCUUCUACCAGAUCGAUCCCCAAUAUCACCUACAGAAUGCAGCCAUUAUGCUCGCCUUCUUGAGAAACAUCCUUUUCAACAACACUGCUUGGGAGGAAGUCUCCUUUUCAGAAACUGGAAUGAAAUACGCAGGAUUUGACCUCCUCAACUGGGUCGUCUUUGCAAAUAUGACGAUCCUUCGACAGAAAGUUGGAUGGGUCAAUCCGGAAGCUCCUUCAGCUGAAGGUUUCAACAUCAACCCCGAUGCCAUCGUGUGGGCCAACCAGACAAAGCCUUUCUCUCGUUGUGUGAAGCGCUGCCUUCCAGGACAAGCCAGGAAAGUUGCAGAGGGGAGGCCCAGUUGUUGCUACGGAUGUGCUUCUUGCCCAGAAGGGACCAUUUCUAAUGAAACAGACGCUGCCCAGUGCAUCCCAUGUCCAGAAGACCAACACCCGAACAAGAACCACAUCCUGUGCAUUCCCAAGACCAUGAACUUUCUCUCCUAUGAGGAUACACUUGGCUUCAUUUUAGUUUCUCUAGCCCUUGUCUUCUCUUUGAUCACAAUCCUCGUGUUGGGAGCCUUCAUCAAACACCACAACACACCCAUCGUCAAGGCGAACAACCGAGAUCUUACCUAUAUCCUCCUGGUCUCCCUCCUGCUUUGCUUCCUCUGCUCCUUCCUCUUCAUCGGGCAGCCAAGGUACCUCACUUGUCUCCUCCGACAAACCACUUUUGGCAUUGUCUUCUCCAUUGCUAUUUCAUCUCUGUUGGCAAAAACUCUGACUGUAGUGCUGGCCUUCAUGGCUACUAAGCCAGGAAACAGGGCAAGAAAGUUCUUGGGGAAGCAACUGAUCAUAGUCCUGACUUGUCCCCUUCUGCAAACAGCUCUUUGUGCUUUCUGGUUGGCAUUCUCCCCCCCAUUUACUAAUUUGGACUUUCAUUCUUUGAAGGGAGAAAUUGGGAUGGAAUGCAAUGAAGGUUCAACCACCAUGUUUUAUGCUGUGCUCGGCUACAUGGGUUUUCUGAGUCUCAUCAGCUUCAUAGUGGCUUUUCUGGCCAGGAAGCUGCCUGACAGCUUUAAUGAAGCCACGUUCAUUACUUUCAGCAUGCUGGUCUUCUGCAGCGUUUGGGUCUCCUUUCUCCCCACCUACCUGAGCACAAAAGGGAAGUCCAUGGUGGCCGUGGAGAUCUUCUCCAUCUUGGCCUCUGCAGCUGGUCUGCUGAGUUGUAUCUUUUUCCCCAAAUGCUAUGUUAUAAUGCUGAGGCCAGAUCUGAAUAAUAGAAUUCACCUCAUGAGGAAGGUUAAGUAG
Molecule: messenger RNA, 1633 nt
Organism: Pseudonaja textilis
Lineage: Eukaryota; Metazoa; Chordata; Lepidosauria; Squamata; Elapidae
Source: RefSeq, a predicted model, not a curated record